AUGGAUGUACGGUUUAUGAAAAUUAGUAGUCACAAAGUUGGUGACAACGAAAAUCGAAGUCAAAUUGGAAAGGGUAAAAGGAUUAAUGAGACAUUCAAAGGUGAUGCAAAUAUAAAAAGGAAAAAGGAUACAAAGCCAAAUGAUGAAAUCCGAGAUGUGAGGAUCUUUAGGUGCAUAAACAUUAAGAGUAAAGGUUUUGUUGGAGAAGAUGGAAACUUUGGGGAAACUAGCUCAGAUGAUAAAGCUGAAGUUUGUUCCAAUGACAGAAGUGAAGUCAAAAUGAAUAAACAAAGGGUUAGAAAUGAAGAAGAAAUAAGUAAGAAAAGAGUGAAGAGUGAUGAGAAAAUUGAAGACCCAUCUGAAAUGAACAUAAGCCUGAAGGUCCAAUCCGAUAAUAAAGUAUAUAGUGAUGAAAAGGUGAUCGUGUAUUGUCCAUUGUCUGUUGAAGUGAGUACAGGUGAUAUUGAAAUGGCUGAAGUAAAA
This is a messenger RNA of Dentiscutata erythropus, 483 nucleotides long. The record is from the annotation of a GenBank genome assembly. NCBI's taxonomy places the organism in Eukaryota, Fungi, Glomeromycota, Glomeromycetes, Diversisporales, Gigasporaceae.